Messenger RNA from Tauraco erythrolophus (red-crested turaco), 252 nucleotides. NCBI's taxonomy places the organism in Eukaryota, Metazoa, Chordata, Aves, Musophagiformes, Musophagidae. The record is from RefSeq and is a predicted model, not a curated record.
AUGGAGGUUGACCUGGGAAGCCAGCUUGCACUGCUGCUGGGCAGCAUCUUGAAGGUGAGUGCUUCCGAGUUGCAGGUGGAAGAGCUCCUGCCUGGCCUGGAGCAUUCGAAGGCUCACCUGGAGCCCUUGGCAUUGCAGGAGUUCCUCCAAAGCUUCCCUGCCAAGCUCCUCAUGACAGACCUCUACAAGGACUGGAUGGCAGCGAUGCAGAAGAGCAGCAAGGAAGAGAAAAUGGAAGAGCUGAAAGCCUAA